AUGAACGUCUAUCUAAUUGGCGCGGUUGUGGUUCUGUGGUACAUGUUGUAUAGAUACAGGAGACGACGCCUGUACGAGCUAGCGGCGCUGAUUCCAACGGGCCCUGAAAAAAUUCCCUUUGUAGGCGCUUUACAACAUUCCUAUAAUAUUAUGAAUAAUAUAAUAGAUUUGAUCCAAAAAUACACUACCUAUACCCAAAAUAACGGAGGAUUUGCCAAACUUUGGGUCGGUCCGUUGCUUUACGUUGUUAUGACAAAUCCGGAAGACGUAGAAUUCAUUCUAAAAAAUUGCUUAGAGAAGGCAGAUGUAAUCAAGUUUAUGAGAAACAUCGUCGGUAACGCUGGAAUAUUUGCACCAGUAUCAAUAUGGACCCGUCGUAGAAAAAUGUUAAUACCCACAUUUAGUCCCAAAAUUAUCAACAGCUUUAUGGAUAUUAUCAUAAGUCAAAGUGAAGAAUUGGCAAUGCAGUUGUCCCAUCAUAAAGUAGUGGGAACCGGGCGAUUUGCCGCUUGGGAGUUCAUUAGUGCUUACACCCUGGAUUCUGUUUGUGAAACUGCACUGGGCAUACGCAUAAACUAUCUUCAGAAUCCUAAUAACGCUUUUCUAAAAGCCACUACGAAUUUGUUUGCCCUGAUAACUGACAGGAUGUUACAAGUAUGGUUUUGGCCAGACUUGAUCUACAAUUGUACUUCUAGAUCAACUGAAUUCUAUGAAAAUCUGAAAAUAGUGUACGGUUUAACAGAUGAGAUAAUUCAAAGAAAAAAAGAAGAACUCAAGGACGUAGACGUACACUUGGACACCGAUCACGCUAAUUCUGCCCAAAUCAAUAUUGUAGGUCAAAGUCCUAAAAAAGUUCGAUGCUUCCUGGAACAUCUCAUACUGUUAUCAAAAAAUUCCGGGGGAUUUACUGAUGUAGAGCUGAGAGAGGAAGUUAUAACCUUUCUAUUGGCAGGGACGGAUACUUCGUCUAUUGCUAUCUGUAACACACUAACGUUGCUAGCAAAGUAUCCUAAAAUACAAGAAAAAGUUUAUCAAGAAAUAGUGGAUGUACUUGGAGAAUUGAAUCGUCCUUUGGAAAAAGAUGACCUCAAGGAAUUCAAAUAUUUGGAAAGAGUAAUAAAAGAAUCACUGCGUCUUUUCCCUCCAGCACCAUUAGUGAUACGAAAGGUUAUUGAAGAAACAACAAUGCCCACAGGAGUGACGCUUCCAGCUGAUACUGGUGUAAUAAUAUCUGUUUGGGGAAUCAGUCGUGACAAGAAAUAUUGGGGGCCCGAUGCAGAUUGCUUCGACCCGGACAGAUUCCUGCCUGACAGGAAGACAGGCUUGUUCAUACCGUUUAGCUCAGGUCCUCGAAAUUGUAUAGGUUACCAAUACGCUUUAAUGUCGGUAAAAAUGGCGCUGAUUGCAGUACUACGGCGAUACAGAGUUAUUGGUGAAGAAGAAAACGGACCUGCUCCAACGAUUGACACUAAAUUUAAUAUCAUGAUGAAAGCUAAGGAUAACUACCAAUUGGCUUUAGAGGCUAGAUAA
Molecule: messenger RNA, 1530 nt
Organism: Zerene cesonia (dogface butterfly)
Lineage: Eukaryota; Metazoa; Arthropoda; Insecta; Lepidoptera; Pieridae
Product: cytochrome P450 4C1-like
Exons: 10
Coding region: 1-1530 (509 amino acids)
Molecular function (GO): heme binding; iron ion binding; monooxygenase activity
Source: RefSeq, a predicted model, not a curated record